AUGGCCGAGGCUCGCGAUGUCUUCGAUCGAAUCCCCCAUCCGGGAAUCGUCGCCUGGAACGCACUCGUCUUGGGGUACGCUCAAAAUCACCAGGAAGAGGUCGCGCUCGAAAUCUUCUCGGCCAUGGCGUCCCGCGAUUCCCACAGCUUCGUGGCUGCGCUCCAGGCGUGCUCUAAUCUAGCCGCCAGGGAGGUGGGAGCGUUCGUUUCCGCGCCAGAGCUCGUCGUCAAGUGGAAAUCUCUGGAGAGGGCCAUGGAUUUACACUCUAGAGCUCGAGCUCAUGGGAGUUUCGGCUCUGCCACAGCAGAUUUGUUCGUCGCCAAUGCUUUGAUCGACGUCUACGCGAAAUGUGGAAGCGUGAGAGACGCCCAGGCAGUGUUUGACGCCAUGGCUCAUCGCGACGUGGUGUCUUGGACGGCUCUCAUGCUGGGCUACGUCCAAGAUGGCGAUGGCGAUUUUGCUCUGGAGCUCUUCCAGCGUAUGAGACGAGAUCGCUGCCGGCCCAAUGCUCUCACGUUUGCCGCUGCUGUUAAGGCCUGCUCGAUCAUCGCUGCGAAGAAUAUCGAUCAAGCUCUGGAGAUGGGGGAGGUUCUUCGUACUCAAGCUUCCGAGGCCGGGUUUUCCUCGGAGCUUUUGGUGGCGAAUACUUUGAUCGAUAUGUACGUCAAGUGUGGAUACUUGCGAGGAGCUCGUGAAGUUUUCCACCGGAUCGAGCAUCCGGACGUGGUUUCCUGGAACACUUUGCUGCUGGGAUACGUGGAAAACGGAGAGAUCGAGCAGGCUUUACGGCUUUUUGAGCUCAUGAAGUCCACAAACGUAGCUCCAGACGCUCGAACGUUUGCUGCCGUCCUCAAAGCCUGUGCGAUAGUCCCGCGCUUAGAAACUGGGCGAGAAGUCCAUCGGGAGAUUUGCCGGCGUGGGCUGGAGAGCAAGAACGAGGUGCUGCAAAGCGGCCUGGUGGAUUUCUAUGGAAAGUGUGGCAGCAUGGUGGACGCCGAGCAGCUCUUCUACUCGAUCGCAAGCACGGAUCCAGUGACUUGGACCGCGUUGAUAGCAGGAUACAGCAGGCAGGGAGAUCACAGAGGCAAAGUUUUCGAGUUUUUCCACAAGAUGGUCGACGAGAAAGUCCCGGCAAGCGGCCCUGUGCUGCUGUGCGUGCUCUCGGCGUGCAGCCACGCGGGGCUCGUCGACACCGGCACCAAGUUCUUCCGGGAGAUGAGCUCCAGGUUUGGAGUGAUCCCCCGGAUCGAGCACUACCACUGUGUGAUCGACCUCCUGGGCCGCGCGAACCGACUGGACGAGGCGCUGGAUCUCAUUCGCGGCAUGCCUUUCGAGCCGAGGUCCGUGACUUGGAAAACGCUGCUGGCGGCGUGUGAGAAGUGGGAGAACGUGGAUUUGGCGAGGCUCGCGUUUGGUUCGUCUCUGGGAGAAUCGGAGAAUGGUGGCGGGCUUGAAAUGGAGAAAGGCUGCGGGAAUUACGUGCUCAUGUCAAAUAUCUGUAGAAGCGGCUAG
This is a messenger RNA of Selaginella moellendorffii, 1512 nucleotides long. Its product is annotated as pentatricopeptide repeat-containing protein At2g13600-like. The record is from RefSeq and is a predicted model, not a curated record. Gene Ontology annotation, molecular function: RNA binding; protein binding. The transcript has a single exon. Bases 1 to 1512 code for a protein of 503 amino acids. NCBI's taxonomy places the organism in Eukaryota, Viridiplantae, Streptophyta, Lycopodiopsida, Selaginellales, Selaginellaceae. Gene Ontology annotation, biological process: RNA modification.